UGUUGUUUUCAGAAAAAGUUGAUGCUUUUUUUUAUUUACAUUUUAUUUUUAAGAGCCCUACAAAGGGACUGACAGCGAUCAGUGUGGAAACUCCUCACAUGCAGCUGUCAUGAUUUUACUGAAGCAUAUGAAGGUUUAAUCUUCUAGAAGAGGUUCCUCCGCUCCUAGUAGCUCCAGCAGGAGCCCGACUAUCAUACUGAUCCCUGCACGGGAGACCCCCAUUGCCUUAUGAUAGCACUGAAAAUAUGUUCAGCAUCUGCCACCCAGGAGGAGCCGGAGAAGACGGAGGACCAGCCAAAGGAGGAGGAGACGGACGGCGAGACCAAGAAGAAGAGGGAGCAAACGGACAACAACCGGAGGGAAACCACUGAUGAUGCCAUCCUACAGCCGGAGGAACGGGCCGCUUUUUACAGACUCCUGGACGAAGGACACAUCCAGCUAUUUCUAGGCAGGGACAGCUGCUAUAAGAUCGCGGACAAGUAUCUCCUGGCCAUGGUCCUCAUCUACUUCCGAAGAGCCAACCUGCGUACGGAGGAAUAUAACACCUACUUCUUUCCAGCGCUGUUUCUUGCCAACCAGUUUGAAGAGGAUGAGAUGUUUCGACGCGAGAUCUACCCCUGGGCCCUCGGACCGAUGUGGACGGCGAUGAAGACCUGGAUGCUACACCUGCGGAACCUGCUGCUCCUCCGGAUGAGAUUCCACGCUUGGGUAACCAGAGACACCUGUGAUCGGAUCAUGGCACAAGACCCCGAGUACUGGGCAUGGAAGAGAGAGCGGAAGGAACAUCACGGCUGGGCCAUACGCUGGUACCGGAGGGAUCCUGGAGAAUACAUCCCGAGAGGCCCAUGGUGGAUCCCUCCCGCCUGCUCCAUCUGUAUCACCGAUCUGCAGCCUUGUGCCGGGGAAGAGAACACCAAGCGAAGGAGGACGAAGAAAGAAGAACAGAACGGAUGAAGACCAAGCCGCCCCAGAUGUAUUCUUAAGGUCACGUUCCCACUUGGCAU
Molecule: messenger RNA, 1004 nt
Organism: Hyla sarda
Lineage: Eukaryota; Metazoa; Chordata; Amphibia; Anura; Hylidae
Product: speedy protein 1-B-like
Exons: 6
Coding region: 229-954 (241 amino acids)
Biological process (GO): positive regulation of cyclin-dependent protein serine/threonine kinase activity
Molecular function (GO): protein kinase binding
Source: RefSeq, a predicted model, not a curated record